Messenger RNA from Polistes dominula (European paper wasp), 4507 nucleotides. RefSeq lists its product as uncharacterized. Gene Ontology annotation, biological process: regulation of transcription by RNA polymerase II. Gene Ontology annotation, molecular function: protein dimerization activity; RNA polymerase II cis-regulatory region sequence-specific DNA binding; DNA-binding transcription factor activity, RNA polymerase II-specific. The record is from RefSeq and is a predicted model, not a curated record. NCBI's taxonomy places the organism in Eukaryota, Metazoa, Arthropoda, Insecta, Hymenoptera, Vespidae.
AAGAAAAAGAAGAAGAAGAAGAAGAAGAAAGAAGAACACGGAGCUGGAGGUGAAAGUGGCGGUGGUGGCAGCGGCAGCGGCGGCGGAUGUGGGGGCGGAGGCGGCGGAGGUGGUGGAAGCAACUAACGAGAAAAGAAAAAAAGACUAGUGGUGAGGGAGAAAGGAAGAAAAUUUAUAGGUCGCGCCUUUGCGCGAUACCGAUCCUUUGGACGGUAUCGUCGAACGUAAAAAAAAAGAAAACAUUAUUAAUUAUAUAUCAAAAAUACGCUGGAUCCAAAGAAGAAGAGGAGGGGGAGGGCGACCGAAUUAAGAAUGAGCCUGGAAACGUUACUGGAAGCGGCGCGGUACGUCGAGCAGCAGGAGAAGAAGAGGGAACGAAUCGCUAGCACUAGUAGUUCCACAUCCACCUCCUCCAAUCAACCGUCGCUCGCCGUCGCACUCCCCCACUCUAACAACCAUCACAAUUCAACUGAACCACGUGGUAUUAAAUUAAAAAGGGAUCGUAACGAGCCAGAUGAAUUCCUUUGCGAAGAAAAAAUGCUUAUCAUCGAUGAAGAAGAGCCGUUGGAAAACAAUAGAACAAAUGGAAAUCAUACCAACGUACCUCAACGAGGGAGUCCGGUGAUCACGACUUCUCGCAUCACACCACCAGUCGCAAAUGUUAAUCUUAACAGUCAAGUAAGUGCUCCUCAUUCUGGAGCUCAUCAUCAUCAUUAUCAUCAUCAUCACCAUCAUCAUCAUCAUCAUCAUCAACAGCAGCAGCAGCAGCAGCAGCAGCAGCAGCAACAACAGCAGCAGCACCAGCAGCAGCAGCACCAGCAGCAGCAACAGCAGCAACAACAACAACAUCAAAUACAGCAACAGCAACAACAAUCACCAGCAUUACCACCGGCACCCCAGUAUCAGCAGCAACAACAACCACAUCUUCAUCAUCAUCAUCAUCAAAAUAAUCAGAGUACAACGCAAAAUCAGUACUUGGAAAAUCAGAAUUCCAAUAUUGCGCAACAAAGCACUGGCAAUCUCAUCGUAGAUGUGGAAGUUGCUCAUGACAAUAAAAAACACAGGAGUGGGUCGUGCGUGAUUCGAUCUGGUACAAGGGAAGUACACAACAAGUUGGAAAAAAAUCGAAGAGCGCAUCUCAAAGAAUGCUUCGAAUUUCUCAAAAAGCAAAUACCAGCGCAAGAGGACAAAAAGUCCUCGAAUCUUUCCAUUUUACAUGCUGCCAUCAAACAUAUACAGUCAUUAAGAAAAAAAGAACGCGAUAAUGAGCACGAAAUGGAAAAGCUGGCAAGAGAAAAAAUCGCGGCGCAACAAAGGUUGGUUGCUUUAAAGAAGGAACUCGCAGCAAGGUGGGAACAUAUCGACUUUAAUACUCUACUGCCAGAACAGAGUUCGUCCGCGGAAAUUCAGACUACGAAAAAUGUUCCAGAAAGUAUAGAAUUGGAGGUAGCCGGAUUAGCGCGCGGUGGUACCAGAUAUAGCAGCACGAGUAGUCUGAGCAGCGCCGCGACAGCUAGUUCGCCGCAAGCGCUUCAAACGACGACGACUAAUAAUUCAAAUCUUCACAAUCAAGUUGCUACGGCUGCUGUAGUCUGUCAAACCCAGGGACUUAAUCUUGCCCAAAGUUCGAGGGAAAGUCCACCAACUAGUUCUAGCCCUGGCGUCGUCGUACCUGCCGCCGCUGCCGCCGCUGCCGCCGCCGCUGCCGCCGCCGGGACGACGCCUACUAUUCCUACUCCAGCUCAAGAGAAAGUGACAACAUCUCCGACGAAUUUGGUGCAACAGUCUCAUCUGCAUCUACCAAUAAGCGCCCAGAUGUUAAAUACGGGUCAAGGAUUGGCGACGAUUGUACCGACCCUUUCUCAUAUCGGUCCUGGUCUCAGAGUUAUACCUGGCGACACGAGACAACUGUUGGUUACGCAUGCAGCUGCAGCUGCUGCCGCUGCGGCCGCAGCCGCCGGUGCUAACAAUGAAACCCGACCGCUUACGUUGGCUGUACAAAAUUCCUCGGAUCAAUCGAGGCCACUGAUUGCCGUUCAAUCGAACACUGGAAGCGAGCCAAGGCCUGUCGCACUGGUCGUGCACUCAUCGACGGCUAAUGACAAUCGUGUGACCUUUGUGCAUUCGAAUUUAUCGAAUAACGACAGACCUCUUACUCUUGCCGUACAAUCUUCGGCUAAUGACGUAAGGCCAGUUACAUUUGUACAUUCUGGAAACGAAGGAAGACCCUUGGUUCUUACCGCUCAUUCUCCUGCCUUAAACGUCUCCAAUGCCCAAACGAGAAUAAGAACGGCGGGUGACACGACGCCGCAAACCACGCAUAAGAUGGUUGGAGGUGUUACGCUGGUCGGUGGAACCGGUUCGGAGCUAACAAGACUUCCCGGUGGUGCAGAAUUGAAUAUUCUUCCAGCAAACGGGUUGACUUUAAGUCAUGCAGGAGUUUCCCUUCAAACAACGACAGGAAAGGCGGCGGGUUCAGCGACAGUGAUGUCCAAUGCUCCGUCCACUGAAAGUAUAGCUCACAUAGUCGGCCAACAUGCUCCCCUUUCCGGUCUGACACCGAUAGUCGCACCAAUGACCGUUGUUUCCCAAGGAAAUCAAGUAACUGCUCAUAUUUUAGCACCAUCAAGUCUUACGGGAAAAAUGAUUACAACUCCUAUUCUCAAAUCUGUGGGACAAAUGCCACUUGUAAAUGCUCAGUACCUUAAUACGACGACGUUAGUAAAACCAGUUGUUGUCGUCAGUUCGCCAUCAAAUUCUACUCCACCGUCGUCUACUACAACAUCAUCCAUCACGCAACCUUCCUCAACUUCGCAUUCAACCGUCUGACAAAAUCAAAGAAAGAUCAAAUUAGUUUGAGGAAAGGCUAUUUAUUUUACAUUUAUGGAAAUUGACAAGUGUGAAUCACUUUUAUCAACUUUUAUGUAGAUUCUCGUAGGCAGGUCCGUAUAUGUUUACUGGCACACACUCCUCACACAUAUACACACACUACAUGUAAUGUGUUAAUCCUAUUCGCGCGUCAUUAGUCAUUAGAACCUAUCGUCUACGAUUGUCACGAUUUCACGAUUUCACGAUUUCACGAUUUAACGAUUUAACGAUUUAACGAUUGAAAUGAAACCAACCGAUAUCGAUUUGUGUACACGAAUCUUAUAAGGAAAUAACGUAUUGCGCUUUGAUUCCUCUAUUAUAUGAUUUGACAUCUAACGAGUAGUUAGCUUAGUUGUCAUUUUUGACUUAUACUUUCUUUUUAUUUUGUCUCUUUGUUAUCUUUAACUUUUACUCUAUUCAAUUUAUCUCUAUCUCUCAAUUUAAUUUUAAUUCAUUUUAGAGCAUCCAAAUUUUCUUCUUAUUACGUACGCUCUGCAUUGCUGUUAUACUGUUGUGUACAUUUCUCUCUAAAUGAUAUCUCCGUUAAUCUUUGAUUAUGCUUUUAAUAUGAAUGCUUUUAAUAGAAUAUCAGUUAUAAAUAUAUAUACCAUAUAUUGCAAAUGUUAAUAACAAAAUUACAAACUACGCGCUUACGAACUAUUGAGAGAUCUGUACUAUAUCUUUGUAUUAAGGUUGAAAGAAGAAGAAGAAGAAGAAGAAGUUGGUUUAUACAAUUUAAUGAUAUUUUUUCUGUACUGUAAUGCGCGAUCAAAGAGAAAAUCCAACAUAAUCUAACAACAGUUAUUAAUACUUUUUAAGUGGGUAUAAGUGAUAUUUCUAUCUAUAUAGACAUUUUGUUUCCUCUAAAGACUAAAUGUACUGAACGAUGAAGGAAGUAUAGGCAAUGAAAAACUUCAACUAAAAGAAAUGAACUUGUUGCAAAGAAAGAGAGUAAACAAGAUAACAACAAAUUGUUAAUAAGCUGUCUUUCGAAUAAGUUGUAGUAUUUAUUCUUUUAUAUAUUUAUUUGAAUCAUGCAACUCUAUGCAUGUUACUACUAUUCGGCUUAACAGCAUGCCUAAUAAUAUCGAUUUACGAUUCUUCUCUAUUUUCUUGUACUAUCAUAGGCGCAUUAUAAUGCAUAAUUUGAUUAUAAACGAAAAAACAAACUGACAGAGAAAUGAAGGAAUACACAAAGAGAAUGAAGAGAAAAUGUUCAUCCAUCGUCGGAGUUUAUUUUAUUAUUAUUAUUACAUAUUUUGCUUUUAAUAUUACAAAUGAUUAUAGACAAAUGUCUUGUUAAAGAUUUGUCUAUUGUCUAUUGUCUAUUGUCUAUUAUCUGUUGUUAAACUAAGAGAUGAACAUUUUCGUUUAAUCGUAUUUGCAAUUGUUUGCUCACGAUAAUCGAUGAAGAAUCGAUAAUCUUAUUAAAUGUAAAUGGCAAUUUGACAACAUACUGAAUCGUAAAUAAAACUAAUGAAGUAGAAUGUAAACUAGAGUGAGACACAGAGAGAAAAUUCGAUUAAGACGGAUAAAAGUAAAAAAAGAAAAAUUAUCGAUAGAAAUAAAUAGCGCGUAGCAUUCUGUACAUAAUACUAAUCUGUUACGUGGUAAAAAGUAACAAAAAAAAAAAAAUAUG